ACUCACCAAGGGGCCAUUGGUUUAAGUUACACUAAGGUUUUGACAUUGGGCUUGUCGGUUGGCGCGCAGUUAAAUUUGAAUUUAACUCCAGAUAUCACUCGUGAAAACAGUCUAAAUUGAAAUGGAUUUCGACUUUCAUCUUUCCUCAGCUGAGCUACUCUUAAAAGAGAAGAUAAAAGGGAUAUACAGAAGAAAAACGUGCAAAAGAGUGCUGCUUUAUCAGACUAUGACACAGAGUCGGCGAGAGAGUAGCGUUAGCUUGGCGCUGGAUUUUGCCCAGUCCACCUCACCAUCACAAGGUGUUGUUCUCCAGAGGCGUCUCUUCCACCAUGCUCUAGGGUCUGGCAGGAGGAAGAGUGGCGUAAGGAGAGGCGACGCUGAAGAGGCACAAAAUACAGAGUCAGAUGAGGUACUGCUCAUUAAUGUAGAUGCAGGUUCAGUUGUUGGCCAUGACCGUACUAACUCAGAAGAAUUAACAUGUUGCACUAGUAUGCAGUAUAUGAUCAAACUUGCCCGGAAGCAUCGCAUGAGAGACCAGUUUGGAGACAUUGUCCCAAAUAAACGCAAGGCAAGGUUGCCAGCGUCCAUGGCAAGAUUACCUUCCUUUAAGUGGAAUGCCAUGGAGGGGUUGAGCAGAGUUACCCUCAACAUCAGAAGUCUUAAAUUCGGAACACUGAACCUGAAUUUCAGAGGACCCAUCACUAUUUCAGUGGAUUACAUUGAUAUUCCAGACAAAGUUCAAAUUGCAGCAUCUGAGCUCAUCAGGUGUGAAUGGUGCAUGGCACAUAGACUACCAGCUUUGUUUCUGCAGACUACUGCUGCAGAACAGCAUCGUCUAAGAGACAGCCUUAGUAUGUCCACAGAUGCAAGAAGUUGGAGCAACUGCCAGAGUCAAAAAGAAAAAUAUAUUGUCAUCAUCUUUGAGAGUGAGCCAACAAUGUUGGAGAAGACCACACUAGAAGAGAUAUUUGCUGAGAUAGGCCGACUUAAUUACAUCAGCAACUUUCCAGCCAUGCUGACAUUUGGGGAAGCAAAUGACAGACUAACAGCUUAUGAGCAGUCACACAAAAAUGAGGUUGUACUGCUGGGGGAUGAGGUAGAUGGGCUUCCUCCAAGUCCUUUUACUCCCAAGAUUCUUUUGUUUAUUAAUUCUCAGAGUGAGAUGGCAACCCUUGAAGUGUUGGACAGUGAAGACGAUAAUGUUGAUAUGAUGGCGUGUCCCUCAUCGUGGACUCAACCUGUCAAAAAACUGGUUGUAUAUCCACCACCUCCAGCCAAAGGAGGAUUUUCCAUUACUGAGGAAGAUCUAAGUUGCCUUGAUGAGGGAGAGUUCCUGAAUGAUGUGAUCAUAGACUUCUAUUUGAAGUAUUUAGUCUGUGAGAAGUUACAGAAAGAGGAUGCCAAUCGGUGUCAUGUGUUCAGCUCCUUUUUCUAUAAGUCCCUCACACAGAAAGAUCAAGACACCACAAGUGUAUUCCAACCUCCCUGCAGCAUUAAAGAGAGGAGGCAUAACCGGGUGAAGACAUGGACCAGGCAUUUGGAUCUUUUUGAGAAGGACUUCAUUUUUGUCCCGAUAAACGAGUCGGCUCACUGGUACUUGACUGUCAUCUGCUUCCCGGGCCAAGUUUUACAGUGCUCUGCCUUGGGUCCUUUGGAGAAUGUGGAUUACACUCCCAGCCCCUCUCUGCAAAACCCCAUGUCACUCUUCUACAGACAGAUGGCAUCUGAGCAGCACUACAGGAGGACUAUGUCCAUAGGAGAGCUGGACAUGGGGUUCUGCUUCCUUUCAGAUGAUGAUCUAGAGGAUGAAAUUCAGGAUGAUUUUACCCCGAGUGGAAAUAUCUUCAAUACUGCUUCUAAACGGCCUUGCAUCCUUAUUAUGGACUCACUUAGUUGCCGUUCCAGACCAAUGGUGGUGAAAAUGCUGCAAGAGUACUUGGAGAUGGAGUGGUGGGUGAAAAAGGGCUCCUGGCAGAGUUUUACAAACGGAGCCAUGAAUGGAUGGAGUCUGCAGGUCCCACAACAGCAUAAUCACACUGACUGUGGGGUUUACCUUCUACAAUAUGUAGAGAGUUUUCUCAUGAGCCCACCACAGAUUUUACACAGUGCCAUGGAUCUGAGUGACUGGUUCCCUCAGAAGCUGGUGAAGAAAAAGCGGAAGAAAAUCAAAAAGCUGAUUUUUAGACUCCAUCUUCAACAGCAGCAGCAGCAGCAGCAGCUCCUUGAUUUGGGAGAUUGAUUGACCCCUACAGGUUCUUUAGUUAUUGCAACCUUCUGUGUAUUUCAAAGACUUAGUCCUGCUCAUUAAAAAAAAUCAUCAAUUGACAAA
Messenger RNA from Pygocentrus nattereri (red-bellied piranha), 2329 nucleotides. It is a transcript of the gene senp6b, whose product is annotated as SUMO specific peptidase 6b. The transcript is spliced from 19 exons. Gene Ontology annotation, molecular function: SUMO-specific endopeptidase activity. The coding region runs from base 122 to 2239 and encodes 705 amino acids. Lineage: Eukaryota; Metazoa; Chordata; Actinopteri; Characiformes; Serrasalmidae. Gene Ontology annotation, cellular component: cytoplasm; nucleus. The record is from RefSeq and is a predicted model, not a curated record. Gene Ontology annotation, biological process: regulation of spindle assembly; regulation of kinetochore assembly; protein desumoylation.